GUUCUGCAUGGGACCGGCGAUCAGGAGCUCAAGUCGCUAUCAAAAAACUCCACAGACCUUUUCAGUCCAAACUCUUUGCCAAACGGGCCUACAGAGAACUGCGACUGCUCAAACACAUGAAACAUGAAAAUGUGAUUGGGUUGUUAGAUGUCUUCACUGCAGAGAUUGCACUGGACCGGUUUAAAGACUUUUAUCUGGUGAUGCCGUACAUGGGGACAGACCUGGGUAAACUGAUGAAGCUGGAGAGACUGACUGAGGACAGAGUACAGUUCUUGGUUUAUCAGAUGCUCCGAGGACUCAAGUAUAUUCACUCGGCAGGGAUCGUCCACAGGGAUCUCAAGCCAGGAAAUUUAGCCAUCAAUCCAGACUGUGAACUGAAGAUCUUGGACUUUGGUUUGGCUCGGCAGGCUGACACAGAGAUGACUGGUUAUGUUGUCACGCGCUGGUACAGAGCGCCUGAAGUAAUCCUAAAUUGGAUGCACUACACACAAACGGUGGACAUCUGGUCAGCGGGUUGCAUCAUGGCUGAGAUGCUGCUGGGGAAACCUCUUUUUAAAGGAAAUGACCACCUGGACCAGCUCAGAGAAAUCAUGAAGAUCACAGGAACACCCGCCCCUGAGUUUGUGACAAAGCUACAGAGCCAAGACGCCAGAAGUUACCUCAGAAGUAUACCAAAGGUGCCCAAGAAAGAUUUGCACACUAUAUUUUCCAAAGCUAGUCCAGAUGCGGUGAGUGUGCUGGAAAAGAUGUUGCUGUUGGACCCAGAGGAGCGGGUUAGUGCCUCAGAGUCACUGGAGCUGCCGUUCUUCAGUGAGUUUAGAGACACAGACGAAGAAACUGAAGCACAGCCGUACGACCAGACCAUGGACAACACUGACCUGCCCCUCGACCAGUGGAAACGCAACACAUUCACAGAGAUCCUGACUUUCAGACCUCCCAAAGACUCCAGAGAGACCACCCUUUAAAGCACAAACUGUCCUGUACAUUCAGCCUAUGUGUGGGACAGGUUUGCACACAUGGUUUUAUCUUCCUCUGUCAUGAAAAUGUAACUGCUUCUGUUUUAAUAUGUGAAUAAAUGUGAAUUGUAUGUUCUUAACUGUGAAUAUGUAAAUUGGCUGCACAAGCAGUGUUGUUUGAAGCUAAUUAAAUAGCAUGUUUAAACAAGAGCUUCAGAAUGAAUAAAGAUUUUCGGUUCA
Molecule: messenger RNA, 1196 nt
Organism: Boleophthalmus pectinirostris (great blue-spotted mudskipper)
Lineage: Eukaryota; Metazoa; Chordata; Actinopteri; Gobiiformes; Gobiidae
Product: mitogen-activated protein kinase 12-like
Exons: 11
Coding region: 117-965 (282 amino acids)
Biological process (GO): protein phosphorylation; intracellular signal transduction
Cellular component (GO): nucleus; cytoplasm
Molecular function (GO): MAP kinase activity; ATP binding
Source: RefSeq, a predicted model, not a curated record